AUGGCACCUCCUGAAUAUGCACCCGGAACGUCGGAGAUUGGCUCCUUGACCGCCCAUUCCAAUGAGGACAGUCAGUUCGUCGGUAGCUCCAGCGGCGUCUACUUCAUCAACACUGUCAAGCGAGCAUUUUCAAAUGGACAGGAUGAAUCUGAAUCCCGAGAGACCGAGUUCCCCACUGCGGAAGAUACCCUUGUUGGUGUGGAUGAUUCAUCACGGCACAAGCGUCGACGCACAGAGUCCAGAAAUGGACCAGCCUCAUUAGGAGGGGAACCUUCUGUAUCAUGGAGAUAUGAUCCUGCUCUCACCUCUUCUCUGGGAGCUGCACCACCUCCCGAACUAGGAAAGGAGCUCAUGAUGUCGUACUUUAAAGUGUGGCACCCGCUGUUUCCGUUCCUGCAUGGUCCUACCUUCCUGCAGGCCAUGGAGAAAUUGUACUCCAACAGUCCCACACCUAAUGACUCGGUUGAUGACUCAACGUCGGAGCACAGAGCUACCUGUUGGACAAUUAUUCUGCAAUGCAUAUACAAUCUAGGGAGCCUCUUGCAUCCUGAUCUCCAACUCCCAGAUUCCUGCAAAAUCCAGUCACCCGGUGGCAUGACACCUCUCCUCUCGACAUUGGCGUCUAGACAUGAUAUUGUUUCACUGCAAGCGUUGUUGGCCAUUCAGGUAUAUCUUGUUGCGACUAUGUCUCUUCGAUUGGCAUCCACAUUUGGAGGAUGUGUUCUGCGCUCAAUGCUCCAUGCAGGGUUACAUCGAUGUCCAUUUCGAUACAGUCAGCUCUCAUCGCAUGACCGACAGCUGAGGAAGCGUAUUUUCUGGUGCGCGUAUGCAAUUGACCGGUAUCUGAGCCAGGCACUCGGCUUACCGCUCGGGAUACAAGACUCGGAUAUUGAUGUCUGUUUGCCAGCGGCGCCUGAAAUGCAUUCCCCACGACUUAUCAGGAAUCUGAGUAUGCAUCCUGCGAAUAUAGAUCGUCGUGGGACAGCUGUCGCUCGGUCACCUUCUUUUGUGGAGGGCUCCGGCGAGCGUCAAACAACGAAUCACGGAAAUAAAGAAAGCGUCAUAGCAAGUUAUGUCGAUUCUGGAACACUUACCGGUCGCGCACUGGAACUAUUUCAUAAAUCCAUUCUGGUUCGCUCUGUACGCCGCAGCUCAGUACUAUUCUUAGUAACUGAUGUGCAUAAGUGGUGGAAUAGCUUACCUCUUGAGCUCCAAGGGAAGGGGUCAGGCUACGGAAAGGAAAUCCAAGAUAAAGGUGGCAGUGAUGAUCCCUUUGACUUUGGCCCUUUUUUCACUGUGCUAUAUCAGCACCUAAUCUUGAUCAUUCACCGGCCAUCCUUAUCUUUGGAUCCAUCAACUGCGGAGUUCUGCUCGGGGUUACAGACAUGCAUUGGUGCCGCACGAGGAAUUCUCGCUGCGCUAAAAACGCAACUGGAGCUUCGACAGGCUUUAUUCUGGCCUGGCUUCUUAUCUGCUGCCUGGAUGUCAGGCUUGGUUCUCGCAUUUGCUUGUCAGUUGAAGCAAUAUGUUCUCGCAAAGGGUCUACAGGAGAUCGAUGAAUGUUCAGAAUUUCUUCGUCGCAUGUCUAGUCAGUGGGAAACUGCUAGACAAUGUCACCAUGCCUUGUCUUUGUUGUCUACCAAGAUCAAACAAAUGAAUAAUGAGCAGCAAAGCCUAGCAAACCCUCACGCAUACGCUGUGAGCACACCAGACAGAAUUGACAACUCUAUUAAUUCACUUGAUCGAAACAGAUCUCAACAAGAGGACAUAAGUUCUGCCGAGGGUCACCAUACAGUGGCUGGGUAUCCGAGCAUCAUUCCCGAGCCACGACCAGAAAUCAACCCAAUGCCUUCCAGAUACAAUGAGUCGGGCAACGAUUCUAUUCUAGCUGAGGAUCUGGGCUUUCAAAGUGAGGAUGCCGGAUACUUGGCCGGAGGAUCCAGCUUUGACUUGAACAUGGUUGACCUCCUAGACGGAGCGGAUUUCGACUCCCUAUUCGACCUGAUCGGUCAACAAUAUCCUAGUUUUUAA
Molecule: messenger RNA, 2031 nt
Organism: Penicillium pulvis
Lineage: Eukaryota; Fungi; Ascomycota; Eurotiomycetes; Eurotiales; Aspergillaceae
Product: transcription factor domain-containing protein
Exons: 2
Coding region: 1-2031 (676 amino acids)
Biological process (GO): DNA-templated transcription
Molecular function (GO): DNA binding; zinc ion binding
Source: RefSeq, a predicted model, not a curated record